AUGGCCGCCUUCCGCCCUUCAGAGCCUUCAUCAAUGGCGGCUCUGACUGUUUUUCUCUCACUUCUGUCGUGUUUCUUGCCGGAGCUUGCGUUCGGGGUAACCAGACACUACACUUUCAAUAUAGGGUACCAGAACGUAACGAGGCUGUGCCAUACGGUGAACCUUCUAACCGUCAACCGGCAGCUCCCCGGGCCGCCAGUGGUGGCCAGAGAAGGCGACAGAGUCUUGAUCAAGGUCGUCAACCACGUGGCUGAGAACGUCACCAUCCACUGGCACGGCGUCCGGCAGAUCCGAACCGGUUGGGCCGACGGACCGGCUUAUGUGACCCAAUGUCCGAUCCAGACCGGCCAAGCUUACACCUAUAAUUUUUCACUCGACGGCCAAAGAGGGACUCUGCUUUGGCACGGCCAUAUCUCGUGGCUGAGAGCCACAAUUCACGGCGCCAUUAUCAUCCUCCCUCGCCGGAAUGAGUCAUAUCCGUUCGAGAAGCCCCACAGAGAAGUCCCAAUCAUUUUGGGUGAGUGGUUCAAUGUGAGGCCGGAGAGUGUGAUUCAGCAGGCGCUGCAGACCGGAGCAGCGCCGAAUGUUUCCGAUGCGUACACCAUUAAUGGACUCCCUGGUCCUCUUUAUAAUUGCUCCUCUUCUAAUGAUACAUUUAAGCUAAAAGUGAAGCCUGGUAAAACGUACCUACUCCGAUUGAUCAACGCUGCACUCAACGACGAGCUUUUCUUCACUAUUGCCGGCCAUUCUCUGACCGUCGUCGACGCCGACGCCGUUUACGUCAAGCCCUUUCAAACCGACGUGAUAUUGCUCACUCCCGGCCAAACCUCCAAUGUUCUUCUUAAAACAAAUCCCAAUUUCACCAACGGAAGUUUCCUCAUGGCGGCUCGACCGUACUUCACUGGCCAGGGUACUUUCGACAAUUCCACCACCGUCGGAAUCCUCCAGUACGGCGACUCACCCACCACCCGAACUCCGGCCACUCAACUUCCCAAUCUCCCGGCAAUUAACGACACGAAUUUCGUCGCCAAUUUCUCGAGAAAAUUCCGGUCUCUUGCCAAUGCUAAAUUCCCUGCAAAUGUCCCACAAACCGUCGACAGGAAAUUUUUCUUCACUGUCGGACUUGGAACUGCGCCAUGUCCGAAAAACGUCACGUGUCAAGGUCCCAACGGUACGAAAUUCGCUGCCUCUGUUAAUAAUGUCUCUUUUGCUCUGCCGAAGACGGCGAUUCUGCAGGCGUAUUUCUCCCGCCGGACUAAUGGGGUUUACCGAACUAAUUUUCCGGCCAAGCCGGUUUUUCCCUUCAACUACACCGGAGUGCCGCUCAAUAAUACAUUUGUGAGUAACAGUACGAGUGUGGUAGUGCUGCCGUUUAAUGCGAGCGUGGAAGUCGUUUUGCAGGGGACGAGUAUUUUGGGGGCGGAGAGUCAUCCACUCCAUCUUCAUGGAUAUAAUUUCUUUAUUGUCGGAGAAGGUUUUGGGAAUUUCGACAUGAAUAAGGAUCCAGCUAAUUUCAAUCUGGUUGACCCGGUUGAGAGGAACACUGCCGGCGUUCCCGCCGGCGGCUGGUUGGCCUUCCGUUUCUUCGCCGAUAACCCAGGGGUUUGGUUCAUGCACUGCCAUUUUGACGUCCACACGAGCUGGGGGCUGAGAAUGGCAUGGAUUGUCCUCGACGGCCCAAAAUCCGACCAGAAACUACGGCCGCCGCCAGCCGAUCUUCCAAAGUGUUGAUUUCUGGGUUU
This is a messenger RNA of Cucurbita pepo subsp. pepo (vegetable marrow), 1742 nucleotides long. Its product is annotated as laccase-17. Gene Ontology annotation, cellular component: apoplast. Gene Ontology annotation, biological process: lignin catabolic process. The record is from RefSeq and is a predicted model, not a curated record. NCBI's taxonomy places the organism in Eukaryota, Viridiplantae, Streptophyta, Magnoliopsida, Cucurbitales, Cucurbitaceae. Gene Ontology annotation, molecular function: hydroquinone:oxygen oxidoreductase activity; copper ion binding.